Messenger RNA from Perca fluviatilis (European perch), 1056 nucleotides. RefSeq names its product BCL2 interacting protein 1a (gene bnip1a). Lineage: Eukaryota; Metazoa; Chordata; Actinopteri; Perciformes; Percidae. Gene Ontology annotation, cellular component: SNARE complex; endoplasmic reticulum. The record is from RefSeq and is a predicted model, not a curated record. The transcript has 7 exons. Gene Ontology annotation, molecular function: SNAP receptor activity. Gene Ontology annotation, biological process: retrograde vesicle-mediated transport, Golgi to endoplasmic reticulum. The coding region runs from base 24 to 710 and encodes 228 amino acids.
UUUGAGCCGUCUACGUUGGCAACAUGGCGUCCUCAGAUGUCCACGUCCGAGUAUGUGAGCAAGAAAUACUCAAAUAUGACCUGGAAAUCAAAGCUCUCAUCCAGGACAUUAAUGAGUGCACAGGCCCUCAAAGCAAGCUGACAGAACUGAACGCAAAUGUGAAAAAGAGUUUCCACAAUCUCAGGUUGCGGAUUCAGGAUUUUGAGCAGAUGGCUAUGGAGCAGGACAAAGAGUCAGACAAACAAGCUUUGAUCAGUCAGGUGGAGGGACACAGAAAACAGAUGCUGAGCAACCAGACAGGUUGGAGGAAAGCCAACCUGGCCAGCAAACUGUCCAUCGACAAUAUGGAGAAGCAGGCACUUCUUAAUGGAGCAGAUAGUGCUGUGAGGCAGAGGAAGAUGACCAAAGAAGGCUUGGCUCAGACAACCAGCGACAUCACCGAGAACCUUAUGAGCAUCAGCCGAAUGAUGGCGCAGCGGGUUCAGCAGAGCGAGGAGACCAUGACGUCACUAGCCACCUCCUCGAGGACCAUCCAAGAGACCAAUGAUGAAUUUAAGACCAUGACGGGGACCAUCCAGCUCGGGAGGAAACUCAUCACCAAGUACAAUCGGAGAGAGCUCACCGAUAAACUGCUCAUCUUCUUGGCGAUCGCCCUCUUCCUCGCCACAGUUCUCUACAUCCUUAAGAAAAGACUGUUCCCCUUCCUGUAGACCAGCGGAGCAGAAAAGCUCUGGACAGCAGUGGCAGCGAUCACACAUGGCAGAGAUAGAGCAGCAUGCAUCCCUGCCUUUCUUCAGAUAAGACCCGGAAAAGCAGAUUAUUCCGACCCCGUUUCCCUCUCCCUUUCCAGUGUGGGUGGAGGGUGAGUGGGGGAUAUUUUUAGGUUUGUGUGGUGCUGUUAUCUGACGUUGCCUUUUCAACACCUCGGAGGAGAGGGUGGCCAGAGGAGCUCCAUGACCUUGCUACCCUGUUUGCAAUUGCCUGGCAUUGCCAUUUUGUUUUAAUACAUGUUGUCAGUGUAUUGAUUGUCAAUAAACAAAAAGUCUGGUGGCUUGA